Lotus japonicus is the source of this 1070-nucleotide messenger RNA. RefSeq lists its product as uncharacterized. Gene Ontology annotation, molecular function: RNA binding. NCBI's taxonomy places the organism in Eukaryota, Viridiplantae, Streptophyta, Magnoliopsida, Fabales, Fabaceae. The record is from RefSeq and is a predicted model, not a curated record. Gene Ontology annotation, biological process: mRNA cis splicing, via spliceosome. Gene Ontology annotation, cellular component: catalytic step 2 spliceosome. Bases 206 to 895 code for a protein of 229 amino acids. The transcript has 7 exons.
GUGAAUCAAUUUUUGAAAAAUUAACUCUUUCGGUUUGCUCCAUGAGCACAGGUCCAGAUAUUCUGAUUCCAACUCGCACAAACCCUAUCUAAUAGCUAAUACCUUGCCAUCAUCCUCCUUUUCUUCCCCUCAAUUCAGAGUUUAUUUUUCUGUGAAUAUUCUGAUUCGAUUUCUCUUCGACCGAAACCUUCCUCCUCCUCCGAAGAUGACGACCGCUGCUCGGCCCACAUGGGCACCGGCUAAAGGUGGCAACGAACAAGGCGGUACCCGAAUUUUCGGUCCCUCUCAGAAAUACUCCUCCAGGGACAUCGCAUCUCACACCACUCUCAAGCCAAGGAGAGACGGACAGGACACACAGGAUGAGUUAAAGAGAAGGAACCUGCGUGAUGAACUGGAAGAGCGUGAGCGAAGGCAUUUCUCAUCAAAAAAUAAAUCUUAUAUUGAUGACAGGGAUCAUGGAAAGAGUGGCCAUCUGUUUUUGGAAGGAACAAAGAGAGAUGUUGAAGGCCAUAUUGUUGCACGAAGUGUUGAUGCAGAUGAUUCUGAUGUUGAAGUCAAAAGUGAUGAAGAGAGUGAUGAAGAUGAUGAUGAUGAUGAGGAUGACACUGAAGCUUUGCUUGCUGAGCUUGAACAAAUAAAGAAGGAAAGAGCAGAGGAAAAGCUACGGAAGGAACGACUAGAGCAAGAGGAAGAGCUUAAAGUAAAGGAGGCAGAGCUUCUGCGUGGAAACCCAUUGCUAAAUAAUCCAGCAUCUUUCAAUGUGAAAAGAAGGUGGGAUGAUGAUGUCGUGUUUAAGAACCAAGCCCGUGGUGAAGCCAAGGCACCGAAGCGAUUCAUUAAUGAUACCAUCAGGAAUGAUUUCCACAGGAAAUUCUUGCACAAAUACAUGAAAUGAACCUUGUCUCUGAAACCCCAGUUGAAGAAACUUAUUAAUUUGCAGUUUGUUUGUAUCUAUAUGUAUGAUUCACUGUUGAUGGAUAUAUCGAUAACAUGCAACUUUGUAACAUCGAUUAUGCUUUGCUUGUUAGUGCCACCUGAAUUUAAGAAUCUAGCUCACCUCUUACCUGUUC